Molecule: messenger RNA, 3112 nt
Organism: Cyprinodon tularosa
Lineage: Eukaryota; Metazoa; Chordata; Actinopteri; Cyprinodontiformes; Cyprinodontidae
Gene: dbpa
Product: D site albumin promoter binding protein a
Exons: 5
Coding region: 819-1952 (377 amino acids)
Biological process (GO): regulation of transcription by RNA polymerase II
Cellular component (GO): nucleus
Molecular function (GO): DNA-binding transcription factor activity, RNA polymerase II-specific; RNA polymerase II cis-regulatory region sequence-specific DNA binding
Source: RefSeq, a predicted model, not a curated record
GAGCCGUGACGUGAUGCGAGCGGCCCGUGUUGGUUCCAGCUGACAGGCGGAGGGAGAAAAGCGAAAACCAAGAAAAAAUGCGCGAGUGUGCGCGCGCGUGAAGGUAAGAGAGGGAGGGAGCGCGCGAGGGAAAGGAAAAUAAGAGCCAUCAUCUAGCUGGCUCUCACCACUGCUGGAUUUUAUUCUUUUUUUUCUUUUUGGGGGAAUCUUUUUAUUUUUUUGAUUGGAUCAUUUCUGCCAUAUUCAGCCUGAGAUCUGGUGGAUCAUUCCAACUUGGAGACUUCCCUCCGCAGAUUCUUUCAUUUUGCUGAUUCUAAUCAUCUGCUCGGUACAUUGGACUACAGUCAGGAGCCUUCCUCUCCGCUUUUAUUAAUACUCUGACUGUUUGCUGCUGAAUCUUUGCAGCCUGUGGGACUGACAGCAGAGCUGGACCGGUUUUAUUUCCACACCUUUAAACAGGACUUGGAUCAGUCGCUCAGAAGUGCAGCGCUGUUUGUUUCCAGAGAAAAGCGGCGGUAGCAACUCCUGAGGGAUGAAUUAAACCUGCUCAACAUGCUGCCAUUUUGGAAAUAAACCCCCACCUCUGUUGCAUAUUUUUAUUAUAUUGCAUGAGCUAAAGGAAAGCGGGGUUUUAGUGGUAAUCUCACGCACGCCUCACCUGUCCGCGCACCUGAUUUUAUUUUAUUUUUUAACUGCGCGCGCGUUAACUACAAUCUCCAGGUGAAUCAUUUUGAUAUUGAGCUUCAACUCUGCGCUUUACUCCACUUCACCUCCCCCCUUCUCCUCCUCUUCAUCAUUCCCCCCCCUUUCCAAAAGUUAUGUCAAGGCCUCUUACGCAGCUCCUGCCGCCGGAUCUACCUGCAGGGGCCGCCAGCCCGCAGUUUGGGGCCAGCAACCCUGCUGGAAGUGGCCCCCAAGGCGGACACCUGACCUCCAUGACCAACUUGAAGUCCCUGCUCCAGCUGCCAAUCAAGGCCGACCAGAGGGUCACCAAGGACUGUUGCGAGAUGAAGGACAAAGACAAGCCCCAAGACUCUGAAGAGGACACACUGGGCAUCAACAAUGGAGGGCCCGGCGGGACAGGAGGAACCCCAAGCACCGGUUCGCUGCGACCCAACUCCCAGUCAGCCUUCCUUGGUCCUCUGCUGUGGGAAAAGACUCUUCCAUGUGAUGGAGGCCUCUUCCAGCUGCAGUACAUGGACCUGGAGGAGUUCCUGACUGAGAAUGGGAUGGGGAUGCACAGCAACGGGCCCAGCUCAACCAGCGCCCAAAUACCCUCCCAGAGCUCCCAGUCUGCAGUGCCGAACCAAAGCUCCCAGUGUCCUCCCACUUCUCCUCCACCUUGUUCCUCCUCUUCCUCCUCGAUGUCUUCUUCAUCCUCCUCCUCCUCACUUCUGGGAUUGGAGACUGUCCAGCCGCAGGCUCCGCUGCCCCCACCUCAACAGCAGCAGAGCAUUAUGGGAGGACCAGAGUUACUAAAUGGAGGGCAGUCAGUGCCCCAGGACCCCUCACCUACUUCAACCUGUCCUCCGGGACCACCUGGACCUCCGGCUGGUGCUAAUGGCAACAGCGACAUCAUGGUGAACUUUGACCCCGAUCCGGCAGACCUGGCGCUGUCCAGCGUCCCGGGCCAAGAGGCUUUUGACCCACGGCGGCAUCGCUUCUCAGACGACGAGCUGAAGCCUCAGCCGAUGAUCAAAAAGGCUCGGAAAAUGCUGGUCCCCGAUGAACAGAAGGACGAGAAGUACUGGAGCAGGCGUUUGAAAAACAACGAGGCGGCCAAACGCUCGAGGGAUGCCCGACGGCUGAAGGAGAACCAGAUCUCGGUGCGCGCCGCCUUCCUGGAGCGAGAGAACGCCGCCCUUCGUCAGGAGGUCGCCGACAUGAGGAAGGAGCUAGGCCGCUGCAGGAACAUCAUCAACAAGUACGAGAGCAGGCAUGGAGACUUGUGAGGCGAAGGAGGCGGGCGGAAGAGAGGAUCGGGAAUGGAAGAGGAGAUGAGAGAAGGGUACUACCCGACAACAAGCGGCACUUUAUUUGAAGUGGCGAGGGGGCAAAGCUGGAGUAGAUUUGCAGGAAGCGCUGGGUGACGCCGAGCGCAAACACCACUAGUUUGGUCGAGUGUGUUUUAGUGCAGGAUUCCAUGACAGAAAGCACAGCGAUGCCACACCCCCAAGCCUGACUCUUCGUAUUUGCUGUUUCACUGAAUCCUCACUCUGUACUGUAAGGUCACAUUGCAGCACUUCAACAGCAGCCGUCCUACUUCAUGCUGUGCUUGCGCCCGGUGUUGCUCUGCGUUUUUUUGCAGGUAGAGCUUUCUGACCUGUUGCUCUGGCCAGUUCAAACAGGGUGUUGAGUUCACAGUAUGCCAGUGAAAUUUCACUUUUUAAGCUCAAGGCAUGGACAAAAGCCAGGAGAGAACAGAUGAGUUAUUGUUUAGGGUUUUUUUCUAUAACUAGUACAAAAAUCUUAUAUUUUUGAACUGGGCAGGAAGGCAAGACAAGUCCAGCAAAAACUUUUGAGAGGGAGGAAGGUAAACAUGCAGGGUUAUCGCCCAGAACGCAAAGAGAUUUUGACAAAUGAUUACUGUAUAUUUUUCUAUUAGCAGAGAUAUCACGGAGGGGGAUUUUAGAGACAAUCUUUUGUACAUUUUAUAUAUGGGGAAGGGGUGGGAAUAUCAGCUGGACAGUCACGGGGCCACAUAUAACUCUUUUCCUCUAAGCUGAUUAUUGCUAGAAAACAAAAGAUCUAUUUUCGAUGUUACGGAGCUGGUCAGUCAGAGGCGGAUGUGUAACAGAGAAUGUAUCAAGGUUGAAUCAGGUAUUUCACACAGACAAGGCGAGGUAACUCAGUGAGGAUUGUUUAGUUUUUUUGUUUUUUUUUCCUGUGUGACGAAAGGAGAUGGCGGCAUGACCAGAGGAAGAGACAAAAACUGUAUAGCUUAAGAAUUUUUAGUGUUUGUUUUUCCUUGUGAGCUCGUUUUGAAUUUUCUUCUUCUACUUGAUUCCGUGUCUGACUUUUAAUAAUCUUUAAUUUUCGAAGGUGAAGCAGAAAAAGAAAAGAAAACAAAAAAAAACAGGAAGCAAUCAGCCAUCCUAACAGCUGGAUGUGA